AAAGACACUUCUCUUCUACUGUGUUUUAUCCUUACUUCUCUCUCUCUCUCUCUCUCUUCUCUCUGGUCACACACGCAUACACUCUGCUUCCUAAUUUGGCCGCCGAUCGCCGACUCAAUUGGAUAUCAGCUUCACUUCACAACUCCGAUCAACAAGAAUGUCUGAAAAAGGGGGUCGAUUAUUAAGAUGUUAACACUGUAAAAGCUGAAGCAUUUCCCCCCUUCUGUUUAACAUCAUAAACAGCAGGGGAAGAAGGAAAAGUUGGUAAUUUACCAUAUUCUCCCUACCAUUCACAAAUGAAUAUAGAGAGAGAUUGUUCAUUCCAAGGUUACCACCCAGUUGAGGUUUGUUGGGCUCCAGCUACCCCUGCAAUUGCAAUUGCAAAUGCAGAUUCUUCAAACCCGAAAAUGAACUUCGAAAACGGACCCGAUAAUCGAUUUAACAAAGCCACAUUCGGGAUUGGAACAAGGAGUUUUGGUUUAGAAGAUGCAGUUUUUGAAAGGAAUACUGGAGGAAUGUAUGAUGGCAGAUUUUUGAUGAAUAAUAUGUGGAAUACUAUUCCUUGUAGUGAUCUACUUGCACUCGCAGAUGCAGCAAUCACCACAAAAAGUGAAGUAAAUAUGCAUUUUCAGAAUCGGAAUCAGAAUCAGAAUCACGAAGGUGGAAUGAGUUUCAUAUCUGAUUCACAACAAUACAGGCAGCAUGAACGAACGAGGUAUUUGUUUGAUCUAAAUUCACCACCGAUAGCAACAGACCCACAGUUGAUCACAGGCAUCUCGUCCCAAUUAUCACCGGUAACACCAAAGAUAACCAGAAGGGUAGACCAUCGACAGGUGGUGUCUGAUAUAAUAAAUUUAGAUGAAGAUGGAAGUACAGAUGAAGCUGCUGAUAAGCAGGACAAUGAAAGGUCUGAUCCCGAACAGCCACAGCUGAUUCUCGAACAAUCACAAGACACUAUUUCUAUGCAGUUGGAGGAGGUAAAUGGAGACUUUGAAGAAGAAUUGAGUGAUGAUUUUAAUCCGAAGAAAACGCCACAGCCAAAACAAAGAAGAAGAAAGCACAGACCAAAAGUGGUUAUAGAAAGUAAACCCAAAAGUGCUAAAAAGUCGACCCCCCCACAACCCGAUGGUUCCUCAACUGGAAAGAGGAAGUAUGUCAGAAAGAUUAUGUCUGAAAGAUCCACAGAAACACCCACAAGCGAAGCUUCACUUCCGAAAACUAGGAAUUCCUGUAGGAGAAAGAUCAACUUUGAAGAAGAGCAGAAUUUGCAUACAGAACUUCAGGGGAUAAAAAAGAAGACAGAAAUCGAGUUAAUGUGUGAUAAAGAAUUCUUAACGGAUCAGAUGACAAUGUUAAGCCCUAUAACCCCAAACAAGUCUGAGCUAAGACAUGAGAGACUGGCAAAAGACGUGAAUCCCAUGAGUAUGAGAGCAAAACGUAAUUUAAGUUUCUCACGAAAAGCUCAUGAUAAUGAUUCUAACUGCAGUACAAGUGGAUGUUUUAACGAGGAUGGUCAAGAAACAAGGGGGUCAAAGCGAGAAUGUUCAGGUGACGAAAAUGGAUUGGGAAACCGUUGCAACAACUCUUUGGAGGCAUAUCUAUCAAUGAUUACAAACUUUCCAGCAAUUUACAAGAAAAAGAGAACCGAAAAGUGUCAGAGUUCAGUCACAUUCAGGGCAGUUUCUUCCAUUUGGUCGCCAGAAUACAAUAACCGCAGCUUUCCUGAAACAUCAACAGUGUAUGGCCUAAACUUUCAGCAGUCUUACAAGCAUAUGUUGGCAUUUGGUCAUGUGGAAAGUUUUAGAAAGAAGAGAAGCAAGGGUGUAAAACGGAUGCGUGACUUGGCUUCAUUUGCUGGAAUGAUAGAGGGUAAAAAAUCAGCUAGUAAAGCUUUAUGUCAACAUCAUACCUGCAUGGAAGCCCUUUCAGCCGACUUUAGUGCAAGUAUAGCAACAAAGAAACGAACCAAGAGAAAAUAUAUCGUGCCCUCCUCUUCGUAUCAUAAUCACUGGUUCCUCAAGAACUAUACAGGUUUUCAUCCAAGUUUAAGAUGGAGAAACCCAUAUGAUAUCGAUGCACUCAUAAACCAAUUUGAGAGUAUGAGCCUCAACAAUCGAAUGGUGGAACAAGACCAGCAUGCACUUGUCCCGUACUCAACGAGAUACCGGGAGAAGAAUGCACUUGUUUUAUAUAAACAAGACAAAAGUGUUGUUCCUUUUGAAGGCUCCUAUCAACUAAGAAGAAGAAAGCCACGCCCUAAAGUCGACCUUGAUGAUGAGACAAGCAGAGUGUGGAGGCUUCUGUUGGAAGAUAUAAACAGUAAAGGAAUAGAUGGGACAGAUGAAGAUAAAGAAAAAUGGUGGGAAGAAGAACGAAAUGUAUUCAGUGGAAGAGCGGCUUCGUUCAUCGCAAGAAUGCACCUUGUUCAAGGGGACAGACGUUUCUCGCGGUGGAAAGGGUCUGUUGUAGACUCUGUCAUUGGAGUUUUCCUUACCCAGAAUGUAUCAGAUCAUCUCUCCAGUUCGGCAUUCAUGAAUCUUGCUGCCAGAUAUCCCCUCAAGUCAAAGAGCAGCAAUGAACCACUUCAGGAUGACAAAUCGAGCAUAUCUGUCAAAGAACCAUGCCAAUUGGAUUUAGAAGAAACCAUCAGAUGGCAUGAAGGGAAUUCAAAUCAGCAACCAGCUCAAGAUCAUGGUUCUAUAAUGCUGCAGGAUGCUGAUUCAUAUGAAGAAAAAGAAGUUGUGAACAGCAAUGAACGUAGUGUCAGGUUGAAGGAUAUAUUGAGUGGUGAGGUUCUAGAGAUAUCUAGAAACGACUCUGGAAUCUUAGAAAGUUUUACACAAGAAAACAGAGGAGUUGAUGAUUUAGUCUCUCCACAGAACUCAGUUGAUACAUGUCCAAACUCUGUACAAUCUUCAAUUGUUGAUACUGCUGAAAGAUUAGGAUCUUGGUUGGUGAGGAACUCUCAAUCAGAACCACUGGAUGCAUCUAAACCCAUAAUUUCUGAAAUGUUCACUUCUUUUGCAUCCACAAAGUUACAUGAAGUUUAUAGUCAAGAGCAAGCACACAAGCCAUCUAAUAAGAGGAUUGGGCAAGAUAAAUUAGGAAGUAUAAAUAACUCGCCUGAACAGAAUGAGGGCAUAUCUCAUGACCAUAUUACUUCAGGACUCAGAAUUCCUCCCAAAGAUCAUGAGUUGCAAACUGCCCAUGGUUCAGCAGCUCUAGAAGCUGAAUAUAUUGAGCUGAGAGAAGAAAGAAUAAUUAUCGACAACAAACCUGAAGAGAAGUGUGCAAGUGAACAGAGCGAAAUAUCAGCAGAAUCUGCAAGCCAAGCUACAGUUGAAAUGGUCAGGACAAGAAGCUUCCAAGAAACACCCAUAUCCUGCAACACCCUUCAAAGUCGGACGAUAUCAGAGAAUUCAAUUAUUGUCACCAAUCAACACGCUCAUGAGAAUAAUUGCAAUGCACAGAAAGCUCUUGAUAUAGAAAAUUGUUCAGCAGAGAUUUCAGAAGUCACUGAAAGCAACAACAUGACAGAUAAUUCAAGAGAGACUGCACAUAAGAUUGUUGAGUCAAAUUCGAAUGAACAUGGCAAUCUUCAAACAACAGCAAGCGGUAUCAACGAGGGUAGUGCUGAAGUAAAGAAGGGGAAAACCAGAAAAGCAAAAAAGAUUAAACCUAAUUGGGAUAGUCUGAGAAUAGGCGCACAAGUAAAUCAUAAGAGGGAAACAACACCGAACACUAAGGAUUCAUUGGAUUAUGAAGCAGUAAGGUGUGCAGAUGUUAAUGAGAUUGCCGAUACCAUCAAGGAUAGGGGUAUGAACAAUAUGCUUGCAGAGAGGAUUAAGGACUUUCUGAAUCGACUUGUAAGAGACCAUGGAAGCAUUGAUCUUGAAUGGUUAAGAGACGUUCCACCUGACAAAGCCAAGGAGUAUCUGCUAAGUUUUAGGGGUUUGGGCUUAAAAAGUGUGGAGUGUGUACGGCUACUGACACUUCAUCAUCUUGCUUUUCCGGUUGACACAAAUGUGGGACGCAUAGCUGUAAGGCUUGGAUGGGUACCCUUGCAACCACUUCCCGAGUCUCUUCAGUUGCAUCUUCUAGAAUUGUAUCCAGUUUUGGAGUCGAUCCAAAAGUAUCUGUGGCCACGACUCUGCAAGCUCGACCAAAGAACUUUGUAUGAAUUACAUUACCAGAUGAUUACUUUUGGGAAGGUUUUCUGUACGAAGAACAAACCAAAUUGCAAUGCAUGUCCAAUGAGAGGAGAAUGCAGACAUUUUGCAAGUGCAUUUGCAAGUGCAAGGCUUGCGCUGCCAGCACCUGAAGAGAGAAGUAUAGUGAGUGCAACAGAAAACAAAAUCCCUGAUCAAAGCCCUACAAGGAUCACCAGUCAACUCCACUUAACUCUACCUCUAGAUAAUCACUGUCUGCACCAACAGUCCCAAGUCCAAAAUCACGACCCUGUUAUUGAAGAACCAGCAACACCAGAGCCCAUAGUUGAGGUACCAGCAACACCAGAGCCGGAAAAGAUUCAGCAAGAAUCUGAUAUAGAGGACUUCUGUGAAGAUCCUGAAGAAAUUCCAAUGAUCAAACUCAACAUGGAAGCAUUUACUCAGAACUUGCAGACUUACAUGGAAAAUAAUAUGGAACUUGCAGAAGGUGACAUGUCAAGGGCCUUGGUUGCCUUAGCAUCAGAAGCUGCCUCGAUCCCCGCACCUAAACUUAAAAAUGUGAGCCAGCUAAGAACAGAGCACCAAGUCUACGAGCUUCCAGAUUCACAUCCUCUCUUGGAAGGGCUGGACAAGCGAGAGCCUGAUGAUCCUUGCUCAUACCUCCUUGCAAUUUGGACCCCUGGUGAAACUGCAGAAUCAAUUCAGCCACCAGGAGUAAGGUGUAGCUCCGAAGAAUCUGGUACAUUAUGUCACAAAGAAACAUGUUUCUCGUGCAACAGCAUCCGAGAAGCAAAUUCUCAAACCAUUAGAGGAACACUGUUGAUACCAUGUCGAACUGCUAUGAGAGGGAGCUUCCCACUCAACGGUACAUACUUCCAAGUUAAUGAGGUGUUUGCGGAUCAUGAUUCUAGCCUUAACCCAAUUGAUGUCCCCAGAUCUUGGUUAUGGAAUUUACCAAGAAGAACAGUGUACUUUGGAACUUCAAUACCGACAAUAUUCAAAGGCCUGACAACAGAAGGUAUUCAAUAUUGCUUCUGGCGAGGGUUUGUUUGUGUGAGGGGAUUUGACCAGAAGACACGUGCACCACGUCCCCUUAUGGCCAGACUACAUUUCCCAGCUAGCAAGUUAAGAAGAUCAAAGGGGAUGGCUGAUGAAACUUAGACAUCAUAGAGACAAGCCUGACUAACUGUAAUAACCAAACAUAAAUAGGCUGCUUCUCAUUUUUUAUAUUCUUUUAGAUAUUGAUGGCAGAUUCUUCAAAUCACCAAAGUUCUUUUCAAA
Messenger RNA from Cynara cardunculus var. scolymus (artichoke), 5450 nucleotides. Its product is annotated as protein ROS1-like. NCBI's taxonomy places the organism in Eukaryota, Viridiplantae, Streptophyta, Magnoliopsida, Asterales, Asteraceae. The transcript has 20 exons. Gene Ontology annotation, biological process: base-excision repair. Bases 297 to 5330 code for a protein of 1677 amino acids. The record is from RefSeq and is a predicted model, not a curated record. Gene Ontology annotation, molecular function: DNA N-glycosylase activity; 4 iron, 4 sulfur cluster binding; DNA demethylase activity.